Molecule: messenger RNA, 1302 nt
Organism: Alternaria alternata
Lineage: Eukaryota; Fungi; Ascomycota; Dothideomycetes; Pleosporales; Pleosporaceae
Product: PLP-dependent transferase
Exons: 6
Coding region: 1-1302 (433 amino acids)
Biological process (GO): biosynthetic process
Molecular function (GO): pyridoxal phosphate binding; L-2-aminoadipate:2-oxoglutarate transaminase activity
Source: RefSeq, a predicted model, not a curated record
AUGGGCGGCGGAGAAACUAUCGCGGACCAAAUACUUAAGACGUUCGCCCUACCGGACGUCGUCGGCUCAAAGACUAGCUCUAAGAAGCUGAUCAAUCUUCUAAGAGGGCACUUCUACAAGCCUGCGGACCCAGUAUCUGAAGAGCGCGUAUGCAUUUCCGGCGGGGCUUCUCAGAACCUGGCCUGCCUACUCCAAGACUUCACAGACCCUGUAUAUACAAGGAAUGUUUGGAUAGUGGCUCCGGCAUAUAUGCUUGCGUUCCGUAUAUUCGAGGAUGCUGGGUUCCACAAAAAACUCCGGGCCGUGCCCGAGGACGAAGAGGGUAUUGACAUGUCGUAUCUGAGAAGUCAGAUUAGGCAGAGUGAAGAGAGAGCAAAAUCCGAAAACAACAAUGAGCCGCAAUUUAAACCUCCGAGGCCUUCGAACAAAAUUUACAAACAUGUCAUCUAUGCGGUGCCGGGGUUUUCCAAUCCUAGUUCCAAGACCAUGAGCCUAAGGAGAAGAGAGGAGUUGGUACGUCUGGCGCGAGAGUAUGACGCUCUUAUCAUUACAGACGAUGUAUAUGACUUUCUGCAAUGGCCAUCAAGUCUCAGCCCAAGUACACUUUCAAUCGAGAAAGCUGGUUUGCCCCGUAUCGUCGAUAUCGACCGGUAUCUGGACGGCGGCGCCGAAAGACAUGGCGCUGAUGGGUUCGGCAAUGCAGUUUCGAAUGGAUCAUUUUCCAAGAUCUUUGGCCCCGGGUUACGGACAGGCUGGUGCGAAGGAACGCCUAAGAUGGCAUACGGGGUAUCGCAAACAGGAUCGAGCCGUUCAGGUGGAGCACCCAGCCAGCUGACAGCCUGCUUUGUGGCCGAGACACUGGAGACUGGAGAGCUCCAACGCUACGUGUACGACAGACUCCAGCCAGUAUAUGGUAAUCGGUACCGCCGUAUGGUGGAAGGAAUUAACAAGCACCUCAUUCCACUAGGCGUCAGCAUUCCCCAAACCGAUCGCGAGAUUGUUGGUGGAUAUUUCAUUUGGCUCACGUUGCCUUCUCCGCUGAAAGGUGCUGUGGUAGCACAACGCGCAAAGGAAGAGGAGAAUUUGGUGGUCGCACAGGUACCCGGCGACACCGAACGUGAGGGCACGUCUUUCAGCAAUGAUAUUAGAGUUUGUUUUGCGUGGGAAGAGGAAGACAUGCUUGCUGAAGGCAUCGAACGACUCGCCACGAUUAUUAGCCGCAUGCUAAAUGAAGAGGCCAAUGGAGGUCAGUCAACCCAUCAUAUGGCUGCCCAAAAAGAAGACGCGAAGAACUUGUGGUGA